Chlamydomonas reinhardtii is the source of this 1905-nucleotide messenger RNA. RefSeq lists its product as uncharacterized. The record is from RefSeq and is a predicted model, not a curated record. The transcript is spliced from 6 exons. Lineage: Eukaryota; Viridiplantae; Chlorophyta; Chlorophyceae; Chlamydomonadales; Chlamydomonadaceae. Gene Ontology annotation, molecular function: N-acetyltransferase activity. The coding region runs from base 502 to 762 and encodes 86 amino acids. Gene Ontology annotation, cellular component: cytoplasm.
CGCCCACUUCUCCGGCUUGGCAAAUUUGCAUGCACGUCUGAGCUCCACACCUAGCUUAUCUUCAACAUGGCUAGCAUGACAUUUCGAUCACCGACAGCCUCGCUGCAUAGCAGAGCAUCGACGCCGGGGUUGCAGCCGGUGCUUGUCUCUUGUCCACUCGCGCAUCCGCGCUCGCGUGCGGCGCCUUACCAGCCAGCGGAUGGACCCACUUGCAGCUCUCGCAGUGUGGCGUGUCAAGGCUUUCUAGGAGGACUCUUCGGCGGGAAAAGCAGCACCGCGGCCACCAAGCAACCAGCAAAGCCCUCGUUGGAAGACAACCUCGGACCGGAAGUGGACGAGUUGCUGCUGCUGGAGAGCGGGCAGCCGGACGGCAGCAAGGCGGAGAUCAUCUACCGCAACGGCGGCCCCGUGGCGGCGGCGGACCUGGAGCAGCUGUGCACCAAGGUGGGCUGGCCGGCCCGGCCUCUGGCCAAGGUGGAGGCUGCGCUGCGCAACAGCUUCAUGGUGAGCAGCCUGGUGCUGCGGGUCAGCCUGCCCGACCCCGCCGCGCCGCCGCCCGCCAGCCCCGAGCAGGCUCCUCCGCUGCUGGUGAGCGAGCAACUGAUCGGGCUGGCCCGCGCCACGUCGGAUCACGCCUUCAACGCCACCAUCUGGGACGUGCUGGUGGACCCGGAGUACCAGGUGGUGGACUUCUACAAGCAGAUGGGCUUCGAGGCAGACCCCGAGGGCAUCAAGGGCAUGUUCUGGUACCCGCGCUUCUAGGGAGCAGGAGGAGGAGGCGGCGAGGAGGAGGCGGCGAGGAGGCGGCGAGGAGGAGGGCGAGGGCGACUGGGCGGGCGACUGGGAGGGCGGCAGGGCGACAGCAGUCAUCACCGCUACUUGCUGGAGCAGCAGGCGGGCAGGCAGCCAGGGGGGCAGGCAGCCGGCGGGCAGGCAGCCAGGGGGGCAGGCAGCCAGGGGGGCAGGCAGCCAGGGGGGCAGGCGGGUGGACACACACACACACGCGCGCCGUACGGUGUCGGAGGGAGAGUCCCCCGGGGGCACACGGGUGUCAGGGGCCCGGAGGUGCCUGGCACUGGAGCAGUCGGGGCUUGCACAGGGGUGCGGCUGGGGGGGGGCGGGGGGGGGGGAAGCGGUGGGGGUGCGGGGGGGGGGAGCGGUGGGGGCAGCGCGGCCGGCGUGAGCUUAGCGUGGCGACUGGGUUUUGGGUGGCGGCGCAGAGGACGCCUAGGGGUUGGGGUGGGGCGGCCUUGCAGGGCCAACAGCCGCUGGGCACGCGUGGCCCUCAACCGAGGCUCUGCCCGAUCGAAGAAUGACGUAGAACGGGCGGGUUGAGCGCCAAAAGAUUUUGUGGUCAGGAGGGGAGCGCGAGUAACAAAAGAGGCGUUUGCGACCGCAUCCGGCGCGGUGUGCGGAGCGCGUCUGUUUGUGUGUUGGGGUGUCGUGUUGUGGAGGUGUGCAACAUGUGGAGGUGCAAGGCUUCAACGGGUUUAAGCGUUGUGCCUGAGUUUCACAGCAUGGCUGUGGUGUUGAUGUGAUGGACUUAUGGUUCUUUAUUGCCGUGCCGUCGUGGAGCGUGUAGCCGUUGGGGUCGACGCGAGCCGAUGCUGCUGCCGCUGUUGGUGCCGCCGGCAGGUUUUCGCGGCUGAAAGCAUUGGCAUGCGCUAGACUGUUAGCAGGCAAACAGGUGAUAGCAUGGGCGUCAGUGGCAAGGGCACCAGCGUGAGGGCCGGACCGUAGGCGUGCGUGCAGUGUGGGAUGCGCUGGCGCCGAGAUGUUGGUCGGGAGAGCAGAAGCAAUGAAGCAUUGACAGAGACUUAUGCGUCUGCAUGCUUGGCCAUUGCUUAUGGGACGCGAAGCAGACCUGGACAGUGGACACCGUCGCGGUGCCCUGGUGGCGCAAGG